Leptosia nina is the source of this 237-nucleotide messenger RNA. The record is from the annotation of a GenBank genome assembly. Lineage: Eukaryota; Metazoa; Arthropoda; Insecta; Lepidoptera; Pieridae.
AUGGACAUGCAGACAAGAGUUAUUAUGGAUCUUCAAGAUUUGUGUAUUCGCCUGAAAUCGGAAUUGCACAAAAUGAAAACGAAGUAUAUGUCGGUAGUUGAACAAAGUGAUAAAAAGAAUAGUGGAAAUAUCAAUCGUGCUCUCAAUGUAAAUAAUGUGCAGUCUACUCGUACCGAGGAUACGUCGGAUGAGCGGAUAGAAAAUAUACCAAAACCAUCAUUUGCUAAAAUUGCUUAA